Molecule: messenger RNA, 2601 nt
Organism: Cladophialophora bantiana CBS 173.52
Lineage: Eukaryota; Fungi; Ascomycota; Eurotiomycetes; Chaetothyriales; Herpotrichiellaceae
Exons: 2
Coding region: 1-2601 (866 amino acids)
Biological process (GO): polyphosphate metabolic process; monoatomic anion transmembrane transport; phosphate ion transport
Cellular component (GO): membrane
Molecular function (GO): phosphate transmembrane transporter activity
Source: RefSeq, a predicted model, not a curated record
AUGAAGUUCUCCCACAGUAUCCAGUUCAACGCUGUUCCCGAUUGGAGCAGCAACUACAUCUCCUACAGCAACCUCAAGAAACUUAUCUACACCCUUGAGAAGCAGAUCAACAGGCCGCCGGGCGAGACACAGCCGCAAGAUGAAGAAAGCACCGCUCUGCUGGGCGGCUCGCUCGAUCCGGACACGACGUUCAAGCGCAUGCUGGACUCGGAGUUGGAUAAAGUCUGCUCCUUUUAUAGGUUAAAAGAGCUGGAGAUCUUCGGCGAACUCGACCAGCUUCUGAAAGAUGUCGAGAGCUACAAGGCCGAGACGCAUGAUCUGGACAUGGACGAGGUGGUCGAGGCCGAGAAUCGUCGGAAGGCCGUCCGGUCGUCGAGUAUAUUUAACGUGCCUUUCCGUCGGCGGAGGAGGACGUCGACCAUGAGCAUCAGUAUGGAGGAACCCGAAGGCGAGGAUGACAGCGAUAGUGACGCUGAAGACAAUGCUGCCAUGAUCAGGAAGAAGGCGCCUUCGAACCGGCCAAGGAGUAAAAGCACCUGGAACACAGACACAUCAGACCAUUCUGCACUUGCCGAAUCUCGAGAAGACCUACGAGCGCCAGACUCACCCGUGUUUCUUAGAAGGAGACCGAGCUUGGCCAUGGAACUCGAGGCUUCCGACCCGGGUCAUCUGUCGUCACUGUACGAUUCAGGCAUCAAUUUGAAAAAGCGCAUCAUCAGCAUCUAUGUGUCCUUGUGCGAGUUGAAGUCCUUCAUCCAACUCAACCACACGGGAUUCAAGAAGGCGGCCAAGAAGUACGACAAGGUGUGUAAUCGGGAUAUCCGAAAGGAUUACAUGGAAAAGUCGGUCAAUCCGUCCUACCCGUUCCAAGAAAAGACAAUGAUCCACCUGGAUGAGAAUAUCUCGAAAGUGGAAAAGGCCUACGCCGAAGUCGUCACCAAGGGCGAUCAGAAUAUGGCGCGGAGAGAGCUUCGACUCCAUCUCCGCGAGCACGUCGUGUGGGAGAGGAACACUGUUUGGAGAGAGAUGAUCGGCAUCGAGCGGAAGGCACAAGCAGCCAACUUCGGUAUCAGGCAGACCUUGCUGGGAGGAGUACAGGAUCCAUCAAAGGCACGACUGCAGGGCGAUCGAGAAGCCGUCGACACAAAGGAAAUUGUCACUCCCGUGGGUCGGUAUAGGUGCCCGAAGUGGUUGUUCAGUGGGACCUUGUUCGCUCUUGUCGGUAUCCUGGCGGUGUUCCUUGCCCUGCUUUACAUCCCGAUCAUGAAGAGUCCGGAGCAGCAGAAUUGCUUGGCCAUGUUGAUCUUUGUGUCCUUGCUGUGGGCCACCGAGGUGAUUCCUCUCUUCGUCACUUCUCUACUGAUUCCUUUCCUGGUAGUCGUCCUUCGCAUCAUGCGGUCAGAGGACAAACCCCAUCACCGACUGAACACGAAGGAUGCGACAAAGGCCGUCUUUGCGGCCAUGUGGACACCGGUCAUCAUGUUGUUGCUCGGUGGCUUCACUAUCGCGGCAGCAUUGUCGAAAUACCACAUCGCAAAGAUGAUGGCGACUUUUGUGCUCAGCAAAGCAGGCACCAAGGCUCGCAAUGUGCUCAUCACAAACAUGUUCGUCGGCAUGUUCUUGAGCAUGUGGAUCUCCAAUGUCGCCGCCCCAGUGCUAUGCUUCAGCAUCAUUCAACCCAUACUCCGCAAUCUGCCAUCGGACAGUAAUAUGUCCAAAGCAUUGAUCUUGGGGAUCGCCCUGGCGUCGAACAUCGGUGGUGCCGCCUCCCCCAUCGCCUCACCGCAGAACAUCAUCGCCCUGCAGAACAUGAAACCUUCGCCAAGCUGGGGAAUCUGGUUCUUCAUCGCUUUGCCCGUGUGCAUCCUCAGCAUCAUCCUAAUCUGGCUUUUGUUGGUAAUCAGCUUUAAGCCUGGCAAGGGAACCACGAUCGUGCCUAUCCGACCGAUGAAAGAUAAACUCAAUGGCGUGCAGUAUUUCAUCAUCCUGGUCACGAUGAUCACCAUUGCCCUGUGGUGCGCUUCCCAUCAAUUGGAAAGUGUGUUUGGCGACAUGGGCGUCAUCGCCAUCAUCCCUCUCGUGUUGUUCUUCGGCACGGGCAUUUUGACCAAAGAAGACUUCAACAAUUUCCUCUGGACCAUCAUUAUCCUCGCCGCAGGAGGCCUUUCUCUGGGUCGCGCAGUUUCGUCGUCUGGCUUGCUCCAUUCAAUUGCGAGGAACAUCACCGAACGCGUGGACAAUCUCUCGAUAUAUGGAGUCCUCGUGGUCUUUGCGUCGUUGGUGCUUGUGGUUGCUACCUUUAUCAGCCACACCGUCGCGGCAUUGAUCAUCUUACCCCUUGUGGCACAGGUGGGCGAAAGCAUGAAGGAGCCGCACCCAAAUCUGUUGGUCAUGGGGGCAGCGUUAAUGUGUUCGGCGGCCAUGGGGCUGCCCACGUCGGGUUUUCCGAAUAUGACUGCAAUUAUGAUGGAAGUCCCCGAAACGGGAGUGCGGUAUCUGCGAGUCAAACACUUCUUAACCCGCGGCGUCCCGGCGUCUGUGAUGACCUUUGCCAUUGUGAUUACCGUUGGGUAUGGAUUGAUGAUGGCUGCUGGUCUUUGA